AUCAGCUGCAUUAGUUAGUGGCGCUUGGCCGCUGAUCGGCCUUGCCGGCACCAAGCCGUCCACGAAGCCGACGACGGGGAGGCAGUCUGGCUCUCGACCGCCUCAAAUCGACGCCGACCCCUAGCGUAGAGGAACCUGCCGCCAAACUUUCCUGGGCGAACAUAGCCCCGCACACUGACGCCCUCAAAUCUCGCCUUUCUUUUCCUUCUGCUACUGUGCCCGUUACAGCCACGCGGUGGGCCGAGGAGGAAAGUCCCUGGGAGCUCGAGCCAUGUGGGCGUUAUCGUCGUCGUCUUCGGCGGCGCCGCCGUCCGCUGGGCCCGAGACAGUAGAGGAGCACCAGAACGAGGGAUCCAAGAUCAGGACCCUCAUCUCUAUCUUGAGAAAAUUCAUUGGAGUGACAGACCUCGCCUCAGUUCGAUUCUCUCUUCCGUCUCAGCUCCUCGAACCAACCCCGAACCUCGAGUAUUGGAACUAUCUUGAUUGUCCCAAUGCCUUUGUCGCUAUUGGAACCGCGGACGACCCGGUUGACCGCAUGCUGGAAGUGUUGCGCUUCUGGUUCACAAAGGAUCUGAAAUACGCAAAAGGGAAACCGUGCAAGCCCUACAACUCUUGCCUUGGCGAGUUCUUCAGGUGCAACUGGGAGACCGAAGAUGACGCCCCGAAGAUCGACACCACAGCGCUCCGAAAACGUGGCAGCCCUCCUGGCAGCAGCUCAUCCAGCACGAAGUCGGCGAGGCUUUCUGUGCCGAACGGGCUAGGUUCUGGCGAUGCCCGUGCCUCGUCUACGGUGUCCAUCUCACAAUCGUCGACGAAUCCUACCAAGCCGGUCCGGAUUUCAUAUCUGACGGAGCAAACGUCACACCAUCCGCCCGUCAGCGCAUUUUACAUCAGCUGUCCGGAGAAGGGCAUCCAUGCGAAAGGCUUCGACCAGAUCACGGCAAAGUUCACCGGCACUUCGAUUAAAGUGAUGCCGGGAGAGCACAACCUGGGAAUAUUCAUUACUGUGGAGCGGCGCAACCAUGAGACAUAUCAGUUGACGCAUCCUGCGGCGCAUUUGGGCGGCUUUUUUAGGGGUGCUUUGAGCGUGAGUGUCGGGGACAUGGCCUACAUUACGUGCCCGGAGACCAAGCUCAAAGCCAUCUUACACUACUACGACGAUGGCUGGCUCGGACGGUCAACGAACAAGGUAGAGGGUAUUAUCUUCCAUUACGAUCCCGAGAAGGACGACAAGCAAAACAUCAAGGACGUUCCAGAGGAGGAAGUCCUCGUUCGGCUUGGCGGACCCUGGAAGGAGAAGAUAGUCUUCACCCUAGGCCCAAAACCUUUGAACUCCCACCCGCCCGAAGACCAAAUCACCAUCAUCGACCUCGCCCCUCUCACGGUGGCGCCCAAGGUGCUCCCGCCCCCGGAGCUGCAGCUCCCUAACGAAUCUCUGCAGCUGUGGGGCGAAGUCACCAAGGCGAUUCUCGCCAAGCAGUAUUCACGGGCGACGGCAGUCAAACAGGAGCUCGAAGAAUACCAGCGGCAGAAGGCGCGAGAGCGUGACCGGGCCGGAGAGAAGUGGAAGCCCGUUUUCUUUGAGCAGGCCACAGACAAGGCCGGCAAGCCAUCACUCUCGGAGAAAGGCAGGGAGUUGCUCAACCGGGCGCAGAAGGGGGACUGGAGCUUGGAGGGGAUCGUCCCCUAAGCCCAUAGCCGAGGCGUGGAGGGGCAGAACGGUGGUGCAUCAGGCAGCUGCAUUUGGACUCGCUUGGUAUAGAGGAGCGUUGCGCGGCGUCAUAUAUCGAUUGGGAUCUCUCGUUGGCUGCAUAUUCUCCCUUUCGGCUCUGCUGGACGGGCUUAGGGCGUUCGUUGUGAACAGGGCAUGCUGCGGUGGGCCAGCUUUGGGUCGAUCUGGGUGCGUGCGUAUACAUAUUAU
Thermothielavioides terrestris NRRL 8126 is the source of this 1921-nucleotide messenger RNA. RefSeq lists its product as uncharacterized. The record is from RefSeq and is a predicted model, not a curated record. Gene Ontology annotation, biological process: exocytosis; endocytosis; maintenance of cell polarity. NCBI's taxonomy places the organism in Eukaryota, Fungi, Ascomycota, Sordariomycetes, Sordariales, Chaetomiaceae. The coding region runs from base 272 to 1690 and encodes 472 amino acids. The transcript has 4 exons. Gene Ontology annotation, cellular component: cytosol; intracellular membrane-bounded organelle; membrane. Gene Ontology annotation, molecular function: sterol binding.